This is a messenger RNA of Colletotrichum aenigma, 1623 nucleotides long. RefSeq lists its product as uncharacterized. Bases 1 to 1623 code for a protein of 540 amino acids. The record is from RefSeq and is a predicted model, not a curated record. NCBI's taxonomy places the organism in Eukaryota, Fungi, Ascomycota, Sordariomycetes, Glomerellales, Glomerellaceae. The transcript has a single exon.
AUGUUGUCAGUAGACGCUGGUGGCAACUUUCGGGGAAGCCUUUCGAAGAAUGGCGCCGUCCGUUACAUCUCAAGGGGCUCCCAGAUUGACGCGCUGAACUACUGGCCGACAGAGUACAUGAUCUGGAGCCCUUGGACAUCGAUGUGGUUCAAUGUAUUGGGCCUCUACCUGGUAGACGAAUCACUCGAAAGUUACUCUUCAGAUUUCAACAUGACUAUUGCAGAGGUGCAUGAAUGGAGCCACACCUACAUCAAUGUCACUUCCAACGUUCCUGUAGGCAUCCUCGGCCUGGGAAGAGGCAUCAGGGAAAACUACGAACAAGCCCGGAUCGACGAAGGGAUUCCUCUCGGAAUCACCGACCAACUCGUCAAGAACCAAUCCAUUACAUCGAAUUCAUGGUUCAUGCACCUGGGCAGCAACCUGCUGAACCAAGCAAUCUCUCUGUCUUUUGGCGGAUACGAAAAGAAUCGUGCAUUGGGAAGAGUUGCGACCUUCAGGCUGUCCCCAUACGGCGCCUUUCCACUUGCCUUUCUCAUUGACAUUGCCCUGGGGGUCGAAUACGGAGGUUCUCCGUUCCCGCCUGGCCAGCAACUGGGCAGCGUAUGGGAUGCGGACAACAUCACCAACACUCAGAAGGACAUGGUAAAAAUGUUCAGUGGCCCCCCGGGCUCCCUCAUGGUCAAUCCGGACGCUGCAUUUCCGUACCUGUACCUGCCGCCAAGCGUCUGCGCUGCUGCGGCCGCGUACUUGCCGGUUUACUUCCACAACGACUUGGGCUUGUACAUUUGGAACGAGACCGGCGACUCGGAGCGCGUCAACCGAAUCGUGAACUCUCCAGCGUACAUGAGUUUCGUCUUCUCUGACAUAUCAGCGGAGAACCUCACCGUCAAGAUACCUUUCAAACUACUCUAUCUCAAUGUCUCUCCCCAGAGGAACGGUUCGAGCGCCGACAUGCGGUACUGGCCUUGCAAGCCGUUGGACAUAGAAGGAUUGGUCAUGACGAGUACUGACCCCAUAUCUCUCGGGAGAGCCUUCUUACAGGGUGCGUUUAUUGGGUACAAUUACGACAGAAAGAGGUUCUACAUGGCGCAGGCACCAGGGCCAAACGUGGGGCAGAGAGUGGCUGUAGAUGACGAUGCCGAAACCCUUAGCUCGAACCCUGCCGAUUAUUUCGCAGAUACGUGGCGGGGAUCGUGGACAGCACUUGAUAAUAAUUCGGACGACGGGGGAAUUGGCGGCAGGAAAACGGCUGGGAUCGUCGCCGGGGCCGUCGCCGGGAUCUGCGGGGCAAUCGGUGGAGGGUGGUGGUAUUUCAAGCGCCGUCGACAACAAGAAAAUGAGCAGAAUGCUGCUGCUCAGUCCGGAGAUGAGUACCAUGCGCUCGGAGGAAAGCCAGAGUUGGACGGAGACGGUAUCCCGAUAGCUGAGCUACACCCUGACACAGCGAAACGAGAACUGCAGGUGCUGACGGAGCUGCAUUCGCCAUCGCACCGGGAUGAGCUGGAGGUAGAGAACAUGGUGUACGAGAUGCCCGCCGGAGAUGUCUCGCCGAGCCUUAUAGAGCAGCCAACAAGUCAUGAGAAAGGGGAUCAAUCACCGCAGAAGCCGAGAGACAUAGAAUGA